AUGACGAUAAGAGUAGGUGAUCGAGUGGAGGUAUUCAAUGUAUAUAAAGCACUCAGAUUGCCAUCCCACUAUGAAGAGCUAUCCAUGAUUUCUAUGGUGGAAAGUGAUGCUACAUCCUUAGUGCCUUAUAUGAGCCCUAUAGAUCCUCUUGAACGAGCUUUGAUUAGGGAUGAAGAAGAUAGUGAAGAUGAAAUGAUGGGAGAACUUGAGCAAGUACUUGAUAUGUCAUGCAGUUAUGUCCAUGGGUUUGGAAAAUUUGAGGAGUUGGACGGGCCUGUCACUCUGACCCCUCCUAAACCAUCUAUUGAAGAAGCUCCGAAGCUAGAACUUAAGCCCCUACCAGCACAUCUACGCUAUGAUUAUUUAGGGAACUCUGAGAUAUUGCCCGUGAUUAUCUUAUCUAGCUUGACUAAUAUACAAGAAGAAAAAUUGCUCAGAGUACUUUGCGAUCAUAAAAAGGCUAUUGGAUGGACAAUUGUUGACAUCAAGGGAAUCAGUCCAUCAUUUUGCAUGCAUAAAAUCUUCUUGAAAGAUGGACACCGCCCUAGUCAACUGGGUAAGCCCAGUUCAAUGUGUGCCCAAAAAGGGGGAAUGACUAUGAUUGGUAAUGAGAAAAAUGAGCUAAUUCCUACUCUCACUAUGACGGGGUGGAGAGUCUACAUUGAUUAUAGAAGGCUCAACAAAGCAACCCGCAAGGACCACUUUCCACUUCCAUUCAUUGACCAAAUAUUAGACAAAUUAGUGGGGCAUGAAUAUUAUUGCUUCCUUGAUGGUUAUUCAAGAUAUAAUCAGAUUGUCAUAUGCCUAGAAGAUCAGGAGAAGACUACUUUUACUUGUCCCUAUGGCAUUUUCGCCUUCAAGCGAAUGCCGUUUGGUCUUUAUAAUGCACUAGCUACCUUCCAGAGAUGCAUUAUGGCUAUUUUCACUGAUAUGGUGGAAAAAAUUAUGUUGCUUGAAAAAAAUGUAACUUUCAAUUUUGAUGAUGCUUGCCUCAAGACAUUUGAAGAACUCAAAAAGAAGUUGGUGGCUGCUCCCAUUAUUGUGGCACCAGAUUGGUCUUUACCAUUUCAACUUAUGUGUGAUGCGAGUGACUAUGCUAUUGGAGCAGUGCUAGCCCAGAGGAAAGACAAGGUGUUUCAUUCCAUCUACUAUGCGAGUAAGACUCUUAAUGAUGCACAACUAAAUUACAUCACUGCUGAAAAGGAGUUGUUAGUUGUUGUGUGGGCCUUUAAGAAAUUUUGGGCAUAUUUGGAAUUUUAUGUAGCAAUACGAGAUCGAAAGGGCACAAAGAACCAAGUAGCUGACCAUCUAUCAAGGCUGGAAAAUCACGACUACGUGGAGGAGGGUGGCCAAAUUAAAGAAGUAUUUCCUGAUGAGCAGCUUUUUGCUAUUAUCUAA
Messenger RNA from Nicotiana tabacum (common tobacco), 1398 nucleotides. The record is from RefSeq and is a predicted model, not a curated record. NCBI's taxonomy places the organism in Eukaryota, Viridiplantae, Streptophyta, Magnoliopsida, Solanales, Solanaceae.